Ascochyta rabiei is the source of this 2064-nucleotide messenger RNA. RefSeq names its product Kelch repeat-containing protein 3. Bases 1 to 2064 code for a protein of 687 amino acids. The record is from RefSeq and is a predicted model, not a curated record. NCBI's taxonomy places the organism in Eukaryota, Fungi, Ascomycota, Dothideomycetes, Pleosporales, Didymellaceae. The transcript has a single exon. Gene Ontology annotation, molecular function: protein binding.
AUGGCGAAAGACAAGAAGAAGGGCGACAAAGCAGCCGCCAAAGCAGCAAAGGCAGCAAAGCAAGAGAAAAAGGCCGGCAAGAAAGACAAGAAGGUGGCAUCGAAGAACAAGGAUGCAGAUUCAGACACUGAAUCCGUGGAUCUUGAUGCGGUGCUGGCGCAGUAUGCGAAAGAGCAGGAACUGUACAACGAGAUUACGGAAACUGCCUGCGAGCCACCAUCACCGAGGUCGUCCAGCACGCUGAUCGCCAACCCAGCAAAUGAAAACGAGAUCUUCAUGUACGGCGGCGAGUACUACAACGGUGCCGUUGCACAUUUCUACAACGAUCUGUUUGUCUACAACAUCAAGCGAGACACCUGGAACAAAGUCACGAGCCCUAACUCGCCGCUGCCACGUUCAGGACACGCCUGGUGCAGAGCUGCGAACACACAAGAGAUCUACCUAUUUGGUGGCGAGUUCAGCUCUCCCAAGCAAGGCACGUUUUAUCACUACAACGACUUCUGGAAGCUUGAACCCAAGAGUCGGGAAUGGACGCGUGUAGAGACGAAAGGCAAAGCAUCUAGUCCGCCAGCAAGAAGUGGACACCGUAUGGUUGGCUUCAAGCAGUACAUUAUCCUAUUUGGCGGUUUUCAGGACACCUCGGCGACUACAAAGUAUCUGAACGACCUGUGGAUCUACGAUUGUGUCAACUUCACGUGGCAUACACCAAAACUGCAAGCAGCACGAGCAGUUCCAGAUGCACGAUCAAGUUUUACCCUGUUGCCACACGACCAGGGCGCCGUUAUCUACGGUGGAUACUCGCGAGUAAAGACUACUGCAGGUGGUAACAAAGGACAACAACAGCAGCAGCAAGGCAAGGGCAAGAAAGGUGGUGGUGGCGGCCCAUCAUCUCGAAUGGUGCUGAAGCCGAAGGUGCACGUUGACACCUGGUUCCUCCGUAUCACACCACCGCCUGCUGACCAACCCUCUACAACACUCCCCACAGUUUCGUGGGAGAAGCGCAAGAUGCCCGCGAAUGCACCAAAUCCUGCACGUGCAGGUGCCACUAUGGCAUUUCACAAGGGGCGUGGCGUAUUGUUUGGUGGUGUGCAUGACGUCGAGGAGAGCGAAGAGGGCAUUGACUCCGAGUUCUUCAACCAAAUGUUUGUUUGGAACAUCGAGCGAAACAGAUACAUGCCGCUCACUCUACGACGACCGAAAGCCAAUGCGAACAAGAAGGCAGAAAAGCAGGCGAACGUCAGCCGCCGCGCGCGUGGAAAAGCUGACGAGGAAGAGUUGCUUGCCAACCUCAAAGCUUUGGAGAUGAAGGCUGGCGGUGUUACUUCGCUGGAUUCCGAUGGUGAGGCAGAGAAGGUUAAAGAGGAGGAAGAGGAGGAGGACCAACGCCCUGAGAAGCCGCGUGCCUACGAAUUCCCGCACCCGCGCUUUAACGCCGCCCUAGCCGUCCAAGCGGAUACGCUCUACAUAUACGGCGGCACCUUCGAGAAGGGCGACCGAGAAUUCACUUUCGACGAGCUCUGGUCCGUGAAUCUGAACCAUCUCGACGGCGUGCAGGAGAUCUUCAAGCGCGAGCUGGAGGACUGGCAAGGCAGCGACGACGAAGCCGAUUCAGAAGACGAGGACGACGAAGACGACUCGGAAGGCGAAGACGAAGAAGAUGGGUCCGUCCCCUCAACAGCCCCAACAAGUGUCAUCGACUCCCCCAUCGUCGUUCCUUCCAAAGACACCGCAGACGAAGACCUUGGUACCAACGAAGAGAUCUCUGCACUUACCGAUGGGCUGCCGCAUCCGCGGCCUUUCGAGACCUUGCGCGACUUCUACUCCCGGACGUCAGAGGCAUGGAUUAAUCUCACGAUUGAGGAUCUGGAUAGGAAGAAGAAGAUGGACGAGUACGGGCCAAAAGAGAUGAGGCAGCUAGCAUUCAAAGAAGCGGAGGAGAAGUUCUGGGACUGCAGAGAGGAGAUUCGUGCACUGGAGGAUGAGCAGGAAGCCGCGGGUAUCGGGGAGGUGGUUAGUUUGGCGGAUAAGGAAACUGGUGGGGCUGGGGUUGGUAGGAGGAGGUAG